GAAUGAGUAUUGCUAGGAAAGAAUCUUCUCUUGACAUGCAGCCCUGGCGUGGGCAACUUUGACCCAUGUUCAGGAACCUGGGUACCAGUAGGGGGACAUCUUGGCUCACAGAUCAAUUUUCUCCACAGGUCGAAUCAUAGCUGGUAUGGUCGGAGGAGUGACAGCAGUGGCUUCUGUUCCCAUGGUCUUGGGCGCCAUGGGCUUCACUGGAGCAGGAAUUGCUGCCUCUUCCAUUGAGGCGAAGAUGAUGUCAGCAGCAGCUGUGGCCAACGGAGGUGAGGUGGCCAUGGGCAGCCUGGUGGCCACUUUGCAAUCAGUGGGGUCUGCAGAUCUCUUUGCAUCUUCCAAUACUCUUUUGGGUGCUGCUGGUUCCAAUCUUUCAGCCUGGCUCUGGGGUUCUGAUAAGUAAAACCUCUUCUGCUGCCUCAGAUGUACCUAACAUCAAGGUAGAAUGUCCAGGACAGAGGUCAUCUUGGGCCUUAGAAACCCCCCAGUGAGAACCCCUACAUCUCCCAAUAUGUAGAAAACAAGAGCAAAAUAAAGAGGAGAUACCGUAACCUUC
Messenger RNA from Suncus etruscus (white-toothed pygmy shrew), 562 nucleotides. Its product is annotated as interferon alpha-inducible protein 27-like protein 2. Gene Ontology annotation, biological process: apoptotic signaling pathway. Gene Ontology annotation, cellular component: membrane; mitochondrion. Lineage: Eukaryota; Metazoa; Chordata; Mammalia; Eulipotyphla; Soricidae. The record is from RefSeq and is a predicted model, not a curated record. The coding region runs from base 146 to 409 and encodes 87 amino acids. The transcript is spliced from 3 exons.